This is a messenger RNA of Amaranthus tricolor (Joseph's coat), 630 nucleotides long. RefSeq names its product diphthamide biosynthesis protein 3-like. The transcript has a single exon. Bases 151 to 399 code for a protein of 82 amino acids. Gene Ontology annotation, molecular function: metal ion binding. Gene Ontology annotation, biological process: tRNA wobble uridine modification; protein histidyl modification to diphthamide. Lineage: Eukaryota; Viridiplantae; Streptophyta; Magnoliopsida; Caryophyllales; Amaranthaceae. The record is from RefSeq and is a predicted model, not a curated record. Gene Ontology annotation, cellular component: cytosol; nucleus.
UCUUUUUUAAAGCCCUAAUUCCCAAUUCUGCAAUUGUACGCUAUCUAUUCGUUCUCAAUCAAUUUGGGGGAAAUCAUCAAUACUGAUUUCUCUCCAAUCUUUAUCUUGAUAAACAAACAAGUAGAAAGAAAAGAGCAAGAAGAAUAAAAGAUGUCGUAUGACGAAGUUGAAAUUGAAGACAUGGAAUGGAACGAAGAACUCCAAGCAUAUACAUAUCCAUGUCCAUGCGGCGAUCUUUUUCAAAUCACAAAGGAUGAUCUUCGUCUUGGUGAAGAGAUUGCUCGUUGCCCUAGUUGUACUCUUUAUAUUACCGUCAUUUACAAUCUCGAAGAUUUUGCUGAUAAUAAGAAUAAUUCUAAAUUUCAGCCUCCUAAACAGCAACCUAUCAGCGUUGCUUGAAGAUUUUAACACCAAUUAGUAAUGAAAAUCGUUUUACGUUUAAUUGAUGUUAUUUGAAGUCUUUUAUGUUUGUAUUAUUAACUUUUUAGGGAUUUGGUUUUCAUUUGAAUGAAUUUUUGUAUCCUGAUCCGUUCUAGGUUUUUUGAUGUAGUUUUAUGAGUUGGAUUAUUGAAGAGAAUGUUCUAUUUUGGAAUUUUCUAUUCUAUAAAAAGUUUUUAUUAAUGUUUAAUC